Seminavis robusta is the source of this 570-nucleotide messenger RNA. Lineage: Eukaryota; Bacillariophyta; Bacillariophyceae; Naviculales; Naviculaceae. The record is from the annotation of a GenBank genome assembly.
AAAAGGUGAGAGGCGCUUUGUUCUCUUGGAACUCCAAAGCUACCAUACCACCAUACCUCAGGUUGACGGCAACCAUGGCAACAUCGAGAUCUCAGUCACAAUCGGCUGCGAUCCCUUUCAUUAGCGUUUCUGCAAUUAUCCAUGUGUUGCCACUCCCUGGAAUCCUAGGUGCAUCAGCCCUGGAACGCCUCUACGGGAUUCGAUUCUCAGAACGAUCUGUUGGUGGUGACACGGAUAACACCUCCAGCGCUACUUUGUUGAUUGCUCUCCAGCACCGUGCUGCCAUGUUUGGGACUCUGGGGGCUGGCCUGAUUCUAGGAACCUUUUACCACCGUCCUAGCCUUCCCGUGGCCAUUGGGAUGACCCUGGUAUCCGAUGUUUCUUUUUUGGCACUCACAAUGCCCAAGUGGAAGAAUUUGAACUCAAAGAUGAAACGGGUUGCAUUUGCAGAUAUUGUGAGCAUUGUAUGUUUGGUUGUAGGAUAUCCCCAGAUUAUGUCUUGAUCAUUGGGCUCAAACACAUACAUUGUAAAUCAAGGUCCAAUCUAAUAACUUAUUGAAUUUGCCGUCC